Molecule: messenger RNA, 4623 nt
Organism: Nomia melanderi (Alkali bee)
Lineage: Eukaryota; Metazoa; Arthropoda; Insecta; Hymenoptera; Halictidae
Product: ubiquitin carboxyl-terminal hydrolase 35
Biological process (GO): protein deubiquitination; ubiquitin-dependent protein catabolic process
Cellular component (GO): cytosol; nucleus
Molecular function (GO): cysteine-type deubiquitinase activity
Source: RefSeq, a predicted model, not a curated record
AUUUUCGUGAAAGUCAUUCUCGGUUGAGGUUAAUAAUAAUUGUAAUUAAAAAUUGUAAAAGAAAUAGUGUAAGGUGACGUGCAAGUGAUAAUCCCUGAACAAUGGAUACUGAACAAAUUCUUCGGUACGACAUUAAACAAUGUUUAAAUUUAAUAGUGAUUGGCAAAGAUGCAGAGGUUACUGAAGGAUGGACCAAACUUAAAAAAUUAGAAAGUGAGCCAGCAUACAGGAAACUGAGCAAUUACGAAAGUAUCUUGAGAGAAAUGCUCAAUGAUCAGAUACUAAAUGUACACGAAGUUCCAGGAAUUAUGGCAUGGUUCGCGAAAUACCUGCCCGAGAAAACAUUUUCCGUUAAUCCGAUUUCCAAUGAUAUUGCAGUGAUGAUAAGGAACACAGAAAUCAGAUACAUGUCCGAUUUAACGAUGAUACUUCAGGCGUUAAUGGAAUACAAUGUGUAUCUGCCGGAGACUGCAAAUCACUCUAACCUCUGUGAGGCGAUUGUCAUAAGUUUGUCCGGAUUCUCAAUGCCGCCCGAUCCGAAAGAGAUUUCAGAAUUUACCGACAAUGCAACCAAAGUUCAAAACUUUCUAAAAACAGUACAAACACAGUCUAAAAACGUUGAAAGCAAUUACUUAAUUUUUAUAUGUCUCCAGACAUUAUAUAGAAUUAUAUCGGAUACUAAACGUAAACAAGAUCCUGGCCCUGGCCUGGCAGCUAUAUUACAGCUAGUAGAACUAUCUAUUAUACCUCAAGCUGUAAAUUGGAUUCUUUCUGAAUCGCAUUCCGAUGCGCAAUUAGCCCAUGCUUUGAAAACAUUGUGUAAUUGGCUUCCAAAAUGGAGAGGCGAUCGACUUAGCAUAUGGAUUAUGAAAUUUAUACUUGGUUUAGAGAAACAACGUAAAUAUUCUGUACUCAUCGAGGUCACAAAGGCAACUAUCGAUGUUAUGUUUCACGCGUUGCUGGUGUCUGUGAUUCGCCAGAAUGCAUCCGAAGUUGUAUUUCAUAUUUUGAAAAGACAAGGAUCUCCCGUAUUAUUUCGAGCUACAGAGAGAAAUAUACAAAGAGUCUUGACAUUUUUAAUGAAAGAGGAUUCAGAGUCGAGCAAAACAUGCGUGCAAAACUUGGUCGAUAUUUUCAAAGUGCAUAUAUUAAGGUUCCCAGGUCAAUGUUCGUACAGUAAUAUAGAAAACAGUUUCCCUGUACAACCUAGAAUGCAUAUUGUUAAAGAGAUACUAAACGAUCACGUUUGGGUUAACGAAACGGAAGAGAUCGAGCCAGUUAUCGAAUCGCCGAAACCACACUCUGGAAAAGUUGGGCUUUCAAAUCUUGGGAACACAUGUUAUAUGAAUAGCGUACUGCAAGCAUUAUUAAUGACCAGACAGUUUUGUUACGAAGUAUUAAUGUACAAGCCUUCGAACAAUGUUAACGACCAUGUUGUACUUAAAAAAUUACAAAAAUUGUUUACUCUUUUAUUAUACUCGAAAAGAAUUUCAUUGGCGCCUACCGAGAUUCUCCUAGCCUCCCGGCCAGCUUAUUUUCUACCAGGACAACAGCAAGAUAGUUCAGAAUUUCUCUGUCAUCUGUUGGAUCUGUUGCACGAACAAGAAAAAUCUGCUAGUAUAAGUUGCGAAGCGAAUGAUUCUAAUCUGAAGUAUAAGGAUGACAAGGAAAUAACCGACAUCUCGUUAAUGAACGAAGAUGGAGGGUCUAUUAAGCGUUGGACAACCGAAGAAGAUUUAACUGGAAGUAUAGCGUUAGAAAGGAAAACACAAUCGUUGGCUGAUUUUACGGAAGGAGAAGAUUUGGCACAAACACAGCAACUUAGCGACUCUCAUUCGGACUCUACAGACAGCGGAAUACAGUCUGUAGGCGGAGAAGAUACGAGUACACAAGUACCUCUGGUGCACAGAGUUCUAGGAGGGAAAUGUAAAAUUACUUACCAGUGUGCACAGUGUGAUACUAGUUCUCAUAAUACGGACAAGUUUCGAGACUUACAGCUGUGCUUUCCGGAAGAGAUACAAGAGAAUCAAGAAGUCUCCGUACAAGAUCUUAUUAAUUAUUAUUUAACGCCGGAGAAGCUGACCGGCGAGAACAAGUACCGAUGCGACAAGUGCAUGAAAUUGUGCGAUGCACAAAGAAUUAUCAAAAUUUUGCAUACGCCAACUUAUUUGAUUUUGAUAUUGAAGCAUUUCCGUUACGAUUUUAAUACCAGGUUACGAACGAAACUUCGGCACAAAGUAAUGUAUAACGAGACUAUACAGUUACCGAUAUCGACACCACUGUGUACGACCACCGAAACGUACCAAUUAUACGCCGCGGUUGUACACUCUGGUUACAGUAUGGAUUACGGUCAUUAUUUCACAUACGCGCGCGAUUCGAAACAGAACUGGUACAAAUUUAACGACAGUUAUGUUUCACAAACUACCCUUAACGACUUUAAAGACUUGAAACCACCUGAUACGCCAUAUAUAUUAUUUUACGAGAAGUGUGUCCCGUUCGACGGUAUUUACGAUGAAGAUAAACCGGAACUGUCGACGUUGAGCAAACAGUUGCAGGGACUGGUGGCAAACGAUACCACAGCCUACAUCGAGGAGUUGAGGCAUCAAGCCGAGAAAUCUCAACAUGGUCGACAGAGCUCCGUAUUGUUACGAAGAAAUGAAAAUUCCGACGACGAGAAUCCUCCUCCUAGUAGCUGUCGAGGCGCGGUUAACAUGCCCGCGAGUCGUUUCCUCUAUUAGAUGAUUCAUUUAAUAUUUAAAUAACACGGUGUUUUCUUUAUCUGUAUCUUUAUCUUUAUUCCUUUCUUUUUCUUUUUCUUUUUCUUUUUCUUCUUCUUUUUCUUCUUCUUUUUCUUCUUCUUUUUCUUUUUCUUUCUCAUUUUUUAUUAUAAACAUCCAAGUUCCAGGUGAAUUUGUAAUGCAUGUUCCUUGGAAACUUGGCGAACGCGAAGGUAUGGAAGGGAAAAUACGGUUCCUUUGUAAUAGCAGUGCUGUUGCCUCGAUUGGUGUGCGAGUUCAGCAUCCCCGAAAACAGUAUUUUGUGCAAAUUAAUAUGUAUGUUACUGUAGAUCGAAUUUUAUUUUCCGAGAUACGAUAUCGUGCAACACGGCAUACCGCAUAAUGUGUUGCGCAUUAUUAAUGGUAACGAAUGUAAUGGUAAAUUCUUUUUAGAUUUUACAUUAUCAAACGAGAUGCAAAGGGAGGAGAAUGAUUGCCAUUAUUCGUAGACAGAAGCGGAGUCUGAAAGGAUUGUGUAAAGAAAAAGAAUUUUUAUUUCUAUCUGUAGCAGUUUGUACAAACGGAUGUCUUGUAACAUCUUAGGCGAUACACCUUGUAUUCUACCAUUUUGUGUACGUAGGUUUAUAUAUGAGUGUACAUUUCGUAAGGGUUCUCAACGUUUUGCGUAACGUGUUAAAAAUUAUACUACAGGUCGGUGAAUACUGCAUUAAAGUAUUGUCAAGUACAGUCACUGAAUUUUCAUCAAACUUUCAUAUUAUUCGUUUCCUUGAAAGAAUAACACGAUGAGAUCUUUUCUUUCUUUUUUUUCUUUUCUUUCUUUUCUUUUCAAAGUGAACGUAGAAUCGGAAAGAAAGAAAGAAAAGACAAGGUUGUUAUCGAAAACUGUAUUAAGAGGUUCUAACGAAAGAAGAUGAGCUCGAUACUCGAUAAGAAACGUAAUAUAGUCGGCUGUGUUUACAAGCAAACAAGCAAACGAGCAAACAAACAGACAGAAAACGAGUAUUUAGGCCAACAUUGAAAAUACCGUGAAUUUAAGAACCAUUGAUUUUCCAUGUUGUUAAUGCUGUUUGUCGCGUGAGAGAAUACGGGCUAUUUAUUGGAACGUUACUGCACGUUGAAAUUCGCUCCUCCCCUUAAAGCUUAUCCUCGCUUCAUCGAAAGCAUACGAUAAACGCAGCAUGUGUUGUACAUAAAUUCAUAACUUACUUGACAAACCGCAUUUCUGGUUCUGGACGAACACGUUGAAUAGUUAAAAUUCGACUACUUUUUCGACUCUGCGUUAGGCGUACAUAUUUUAGCGUUAAACGGAAAAGAACGCGGUAAACAAGAGAAGAGGAGUAAGUUUGAUAGUCGCUAUUAUUGUAAAUAGAUGUAUGUUAAUCAUAGUUACAAUUUAAAACACUCCAAGCAUUACGAAUCUGUGAUAAAUUUAUACUGUCAAAUUGAUAAUGUUAAUUUUCUUAGCUCAGUAUUGAAACGAGACGAUUACAUCAGCCACCUUAAUUUAUAAUAACUCAAGGAACGCUGUAUUGUACAGUAUUCGUUAGGUCUUAUAGAUUUGUAAAUGCUCCUAGACGUUUCACGUGAACAAAUUAUUCAUGUAACAUCGUUUAUUUAUUGUUCAUUUAAUGAUAUUCAUCGCUAUGGAAAAUGGCACAAAGAGAGCACGAGAGUAGUACGCGGACACACAGGACGAAAAGAAGCGAACGUUCAAACGAAUAUUUUACUGCACAAUCGUAUUGUUGGCAUUCAUGAAAUUAUUUAUAACGUGUGUGGUGCUUCUGGUUUUUAUUCGUGUUUUAUUUAUGUUACAUUAACCGUAACUACAAUGUAGACCGAGUGUGAAAGACUUAUUAAAGUACAGUUCGAAAUAAUAAAAUUCAUC